Paramisgurnus dabryanus is the source of this 3673-nucleotide messenger RNA. RefSeq lists its product as uncharacterized. Gene Ontology annotation, molecular function: carbohydrate binding. The record is from RefSeq and is a predicted model, not a curated record. NCBI's taxonomy places the organism in Eukaryota, Metazoa, Chordata, Actinopteri, Cypriniformes, Cobitidae.
CCUUAUGUGGGUCCAAUUUCCGGGGGACUGAGGGCAGGAACGGCCUUGUACUUAAAGGGAGUUGCUAGUACUAAAGGUGAUCGGUUUACAGUAAACUUCAAGACUGGGCAGGGUGACAAUGAUGACAUUGCUUUCCACUUCAAUCCCCGAUACAACUCGAAUGUGGUCAUGAACACCUUCAGAAAUGGAGGAUGGGAGGCUGAGGAAUUUGGUCCUAACAACCCCUUCAAAAUGGGAGAAGCUUUUGAGAUUUUUUUUGUGUUCAAGCCUGAAGGAUAUCUGGUAUAUGUGAAUGGCAGGGAGUACUAUCUGUUCAAACAUCGUAUUCCAUUGGAAAAAGUCUCAGUGUUGAAUAUUGCUGAAGAUGUUGUGGUGAACCUUGCUGGCUUCAUACAAAACUGGUAUAGUCUUGGCUUUUUGCGCUGGGGCCUUUCCACCAUACAGUCAGAGUUCUCACUUCCAGUCCAAAAUCCUUCCCUUCCCUAUGUGGGUGCAAUUCCUGAGGGGCUGAAAGCAGGACUGGCCUUGUACUUUCAGGGUGUUGUUGGCACUACAGGUGACCGGUUUACAAUAAACUUCAAGACUGGGCGGUCUGACAAGGAUGACAUCGCUUUUCACUUCAAUCCACGACACAACUCGAUUGUAGCUCUGAAUAGCUUUAAAAAUGGAGGAUGGGAGGCUGAGGAAUCUGUCCCUGACAACCCAUUUAAAGUGGGACAAGCUUUUGAGAUGUUUAUUGUCAUCAAGCCUGAAGGAUAUCAGGUAUACGUGAAUGGCAAGGAGUGCUACCUGUUCAAACACCGUAUACCUCUGGAAAAAGUGUCAGUGAUAAACAUUGAAGGAGAUGUUACAAUGAACCUGUUUGCCUUCAUACAAAAAUGGAGCACAUCUUUAUUUGCCACGCAACUAAGGGGCUUCUUGCGCUGGUCUCCUUCCACCAUACAGUCGGAGCUCUCGCUUCCCGUCCAAAAUCCUGCCCUUCCUUAUGUGGGUCCAAUUUCCGGCGGACUGAGGGCAGGAACGGCCUUGUACUUAAAGGGAGUUGCUGGUACUAAAGGUGAUCGGUUUACAGUAAACUUCAAGACUGGGCAGGGUGACAAUGAUGACAUUGCUUUCCACUUCAAUCCCCGAUACAACUCGAAUGUGGUCAUGAACACCUUCAGAAAUGGAGGAUGGGAGGCUGAGGAAUUUGGUCCUAACAACCCCUUCAAAAUGGGAGAAGCUUUUGAGAUUUUUUUUGUGUUCAAGCCUGAAGGAUAUCUGGUAUAUGUGAAUGGCAGGGAGUACUACCUGUUCAAACAUCGUAUUCCAUUGGAAAAAGUCUCAGUGUUGAAUAUUACUGGAGAUGUUGUGGUGAAUCUUGCUGGCUUUAUACAAAACUGGUAUAGUCUUGGCUUUUUGCGCUGGGGCCUUUCCACCAUACAGUCAGAGUUCUCACUUCCAGUCCAAAAUCCUUCCCUUCCCUAUGUGGGUACAAUUCCUGAGGGGCUGAAAGCAGGACUGGCCUUGUACUUUCAGGGUGUUGUUGGCACUACAGGUGACCGGUUUGCAAUAAACUUCAAGACUGGGCGGUCUGACAAGGAUGACAUCGCUUUUCACUUCAAUCCACGACACAACUCGAUUGUUUCUCUGAAUAGCUUUAAAAAUGGAGGAUGGGAGGCUGAGGAAUCUGUCUCUGCCAACCCAUUUAAAGUGGGACAAGCUUUUGAGAUGUUUAUUGUCAUCAAGCCUGAAGGAUAUCAGGUAUAUGUGAAUGGCAAGGAGUACUACCUGUUCGAACACCGUAUACCUCUGGAAAAAGUGUCAGUGAUACAUAUUGAAGGAGAUGUUACAAUGAACCUGUUUGCCUUCAUACAAAAGUGGAGCACAUCUUUAUUUGCUACGCAAUUAAGGGCCUUCUUGCGCUGGUCUCCUUCCACCAUACAGUCGGAGCUCUUGCUUCCCAUCCAAAAUCCUGCCCUUCCUUAUGUGGGGCCGAUAUCCGGUGGACUCAGAGCAGGAACAGCCUUGUACUUAAAGGGAGUUGCUGGUACUACAGGUGAUGGGUUUACAGUAGACUUCAAGACUGGGCAGGGUGACAAUGAUGACAUUGCUUUCCACUUCAAUCCCCGAUACAACUCGAAUGUGGUCAUAAACACCUUCAGAAAUGGAGGAUGGGAGGCUGAGGAAUUUGGCCCUGACAACCCCUUCAAAAUGGGAGAAGCUUAUGAGAUUUUUUUUGUUUUCAAACCUGAAGGAUAUAUGGUAUAUGUGAAUGGCAGGGAGUACUUCCUGUUCAAACACCGUAUUCCAUUGGAAAAAGUCUCAGUGUUGAAAAUUGCUGGAAAUGUUGUGGUGAACCUUGCUGGUUUCAUACAAAACUGGUAUAGUCUUGGCUUUUUGCGCUGGGGCCUUUCCACCAUACAGUCAGAGUUUUCUCUUCCAGUCCAAAAUCCUUCCAUUCCUUAUGUGAGCAAAAUUCCCGAAGGGCUGAAAGCAGGAUUGGCUUUGUACUUUCACGGAGUUGCUGGCACUACAGGUGACCGGUUUAUAAUAAACUUCAAGACUGGGCGGUCUGACAAGGAUGACAUCGCUUUUCACUUCAAUCCACGAUACAACUCGAUUGUAGCUCUGAAUAGCUUUAAAAAUGGAGGAUGGGAGGCUGAGGAAUCUGUCCCUGACAACCCCUUCAAAAUGGGACAAGCUUUUGAGAUGUUUAUUGUCAUCAAGCCUGAAGGAUAUCAGUUAUACGUGAAUGGCAAGGAGUACUACCUGUUCAAACACCGUAUGCCUCUGGAAAAAGUGUCAGUGAUAAACAUUGAAGGAGAUGUUACAAUGAACCUGUUUGCCUUCAUACAAAACUGGGACAGAUCUUCAUUUUUUAUGAAAUUGAAGGUUUUGGUGCUCUCAGCCCCUUCCAACAUAUUCUCACAACUCUUACAUCCAGUCAAAAAUCCCAAAAUGCCCUAUCUGGGCCCAAUUCCCGGGGGAGUGAAACCAGGCAUGUGCUUCUAUUUGCAAGGAACUGUUCUUAGUAACGCUGCCGGGUUUUCAGUAAACUUCAAGGCUGGGCAGGGUGAGAAUGAUGACACUGCUUUUCACUUCAACCCACGAAUUAACUCGAAGGUAGUCCUGAACACCUUCAGAAAAAAAUGGGAGACUGAGGAAUUUGCCCCAACCAACCCCUUUAAAAAAGGACAGGCAUUUGAGUUGUACAUUUUCUUCACACCCCAUGGAUACACGGUACAUAUGAAUGGCCAAGAACUCUGCACGUACAAGCACCGCAUGCCUUUGGACAAAGUAAAUACACUGUUGAUCAAGGCUGAUAUCACUGUUGGCAUCUGCGGGUUUUUGAAGGGCAUGGAAGGUGGUUUUAUGUCUUUUUCCACUGUUAAACAAGCUCAGCCUAUUAUGGUAGGGGGUUGUAUCCCUGUCCCUACUCAGCACUCUCAUCAAGUUACGGGAGGUGCUUGUGUCACUACUCAUCAUGGUUCCUUUCCUCAUCCUCACGGUCAUGGUCAGGGUCUUGGUCACGGUCUUGGUCACGGUCUUGGUCUCGGUCAUGGACAUCAUAAAAAGUGAAGUUUACACAUCUAAAUAUUCACACAUUAUGCAUGACAUUGGCCUCAGUCUAUGGCCAUGACAUCACUGUUAUUGAUGUUUUGAAAAUGUCAAAUAAAUCUUAAACACCUUG